Molecule: messenger RNA, 1965 nt
Organism: Globicephala melas (long-finned pilot whale)
Lineage: Eukaryota; Metazoa; Chordata; Mammalia; Artiodactyla; Delphinidae
Source: RefSeq, a predicted model, not a curated record
AUGAAGGGCCUCUCACUGUUGUGGCCUCUCCCGUUGCGGAGCACAGGCUCCGGACACGCAGGCUCAGCGGCCAUGGCUCACGGGCCCAGCCGCUCCGCGGCAUGUGGGAUAACGGACGGGGGCACGAACCCGUGUCCCCUGCAUCGGCAGGCGGACUCUCAACCACUGCGCCACCAGGGAAGCCCUGGGUCAGAAUUUUCAACUUUUGACUUGACAGUGUAUCUGUGUGAGAACAUUGAUCAAGUAACCUCCUUACAAAGAAGAGCCGGAUGCUGGCGUAUUUACCAAAGGAGGUAUAACAAUUGGUCUGAACAAGUCAGGUCUGGUAUUCAUCCUUCAUCCCAGCAGCAGCAAGAUAGAGAAUCACUAAGAAGUGAUGCUCACGUGGACAUCCAAGCAAGAUAUGCUCCCUAUGCCAUUCCAUCCUGUCAUCGGAGAGGCAAUUUUCAGGAACAAGACGAAACCCAUGUUAGCAAGGAGACAGAGCAAAAGCCUCCAGAGAGAAGAAUGGAGAGAAGCAGGCAGGAUGAGACCUUGGGGAGCUGGUUCAAGAUCAGAAUUCCCUUCGGUAUUAAAUAUGAUGAGAAGUGGCUGCUGAAUUUGAUUCAGAAGCAAUGCAGUGUCCCCUUCACCCCAGUCGAAUUUCACUAUGAGAAAAUGCAGGCCCAGUUCUUCGUUGAGAAUGCCAACAUUGCCUUCGCACUGAAGAAUGUCAACGGCAAGAUUUACAAUGAGGCUAAUGAAAGGAUAUCUAUCUUUGUUGAUCCCUGUGAUGCACCCCACUCUGUGCUGAAGGAGCUGAGGUCAGAAAAGGUGGAGCAGAUAAAGCUGCCCGUGAAGGAACAAUAUGAUGCCUCCCAGCAAUCUCUUGACAUCCAGAGAGUCCGCUCUGACCCUGACUUGAUGACCCGUGAUACUGGAAUGGCACGAAACCCUAGAACUGGCGUGGCCGCCUCCCUGCAGAUCCAUCCAGGGAAUACGCCCAAGCUUUUGGCCUUGGACCUGAGCAAUAAGAAACCCUACCAGCUGCACAGCCUGUCCAACACUAUGCCGAAUGCUUCCAACACCAAGAACUUGAACCUCUCCAACACUGAGGUGGAGUCUGCAGGGGAGAUGGACAAGGGUGAGCGGCUGGAGCCAGAAGGGAUGUGUGCAGACAGAAACCCCCUGUGCACCACCUUCCCUGAUAUGUCAACCAACAUAAGCUCCAUCCUGGAAUUGUUCCCCAAGUUACUAACCUUGGAUGACCAGGAGACAUCCUCACUGGCUAAGUGUGGUUUUGAAGCCUGCAAGCGCUUACCAACCUGCAAGGGAAGCUACUUUGGAUCUGAUGAGCUGAAGAACCUAGUCCUGCAAUUCCUGCAGCAGUACUACUUGAUCUAUGACUAUGGAGACAGACAGGUUCUCGCGGGUGCUUAUCACGAGGAGGCCUGCUUCUCCCUGACGAUUCCCUUCCACCCCGAGGACCCAGCCCCAAGCAGCUUGUGCGAGUAUUUCAAGGACAGCAGGAAUAUGAAGAAGCUCAAGGACCCCUACCUGCGGGUCCAGCUGCUGAAGCACACAAAACGUGUCAUUGUGCACACCCUCUGUGUGUUGCCCAAGACUCAGCAUGCCUUCAGCUCCUUCGUGGUGGACACGUGGUUCCAGACGGAAAGGAUGCUCUGCUUCUCCGUCAGUGGGGUGUUCAAGGAAGUGGAAGGAAGUUCUCAGGGCUGUGUGCGUGCCUUCACCCGGACCUUCAUCGCUACCCCUGCCCACUACGCCAGUCUGUGCAUCGUGAAUGACGAGCUGUUUGUGAGGGAUGCCGACCCCAGUGAGACCCACAGUUUGUUCUCCAUCCCACUGUCUACACCCACUUCCAGCUCCAUGCACCGCCUCUCCCAGCAGCAGCAGGACAUCAUGCAGGCAUCCUCCACCCCAUCUGAGUCCAAGGGCAAAAUUCCAGAUGUGACCCUCAUCCACUGA